This is a messenger RNA of Colletotrichum destructivum, 1709 nucleotides long. RefSeq lists its product as uncharacterized. The transcript is spliced from 3 exons. Bases 1 to 1662 code for a protein of 553 amino acids. Lineage: Eukaryota; Fungi; Ascomycota; Sordariomycetes; Glomerellales; Glomerellaceae. The record is from RefSeq and is a predicted model, not a curated record.
AUGAAAGCAGGGUCGGAUCGUAGCCUGAUCCGAAGCCCUGGGUCUCUUCUCACCGUGACCAGAUUCGCGUUAACGCCGCUCUCGGUCGACGUGAGAGUUAUCAAUACUGAAACUUUGGAGCUUGAGGAGUUCCACGAUUUACCCCGGAAGCCCUACGUGAUCCUAUCUCACACCAUCGACAAGAAGAGCAGUGCGGAGCUCUCUGAGGCUAUCAACUCCAUGUUCCGUUACUAUGAAGCAUCCGCCAUAUGCUAUGCCUAUUUGACUGAUGUCUCGACUGCCAGCCGGAUCGUUGACCUAUGGGACGAGGAAGAAGGGUUCGACCGAGAUGGCUUGUUCGGUUCGAGCAGGUGGUUCACGCGAGGCUGGACUCUUCAAGAGCUCUUGGCCUCGGGGACGGUCGAGUUUUACGCUGCGGACUGGACCGAAAUCGGCACCAAAUCCUGCCUAGUGACGCACGUCGCCCGUAUCACGAGGAUCAACCCCGAUGUGCUGGCCGGCGAAAAGCCCAUCUCGGAAUGCAACGCUGCGGAACGCCUGUCCUGGGCGGCGAGGCGCGAGACGACACGCGUCGAAGACAUCGCUUACUCUCUUCUCGGAAUCAUGGGCGUCACCAUGCCUCUCCUCUACGGCGAGGGCAAACAGGCAUUUGUCCGCCUCCAGGAAGCGGUGAUGAAGGAGCGGGAGGAUUACACCCUGAUGCUCGGGGGCCUUGCAACCUACAUCAUCCCCAGGAUUGGGGCGAGGAAAUCCGGCUCUCUCUUUUCCAUAAGCGACAUCAGCAUGCCGGGCGGCUGGGAGUAUUCCCCGCCGCUCGCCGAGAGUCCCAGUGGUUUCCUUGUCCAGGAUCCGGAUGUCUGGUCCUACGGGUUGAUCCAUAGCGGUUCGACCCAACCACCGUUUGAAGCGGAAUCUGACCAUGAGUCUCCGUCUCUGAGCCCACGAGGCCUGCGUGUGUCCUUGCCUCAGUGUUUUGUCGGCGACUCCCAGCCACGAUGGUUCGAGUCACAGUGGUUCGAUACCAGAUGCAUGACGAGAGAAUACCACAUAUUGAUACUGCUGGAACCUUCGCGACUUGGCAAGCUGUACUAUCGGCGGUACGAAAGAGCCUACGAUCUGGCUCGCCCCAGCGAGGUUUCCUACAAGGGCAACCCCAGCUUCUUCAUAGUCCGCCCGGCGUCCAUCUUUGGAUACCGGCCAUUCUCUGCCGGACACGGCCGUCUCGAUGUCCCCAAACCAGAGUGGACCCUGGACGCUUCCGCCAUGUCUCCGGACCUGGAGGUGGAGUGGCUGCACGGGAAUUUUGCCCACUCGCUCGGGGUGGGGUACAAAGGACUGAUCGAAGUCGUGGCCCUUGGCUGGUGUGCGAGAGCUGCCGGGGAAAAGGAGGGAUUCCUGCUCGUCUUUGGCAACGACUGGGGUCACGUGGUGCACGAGACGGAAAUGUCGGACAGUGGCGUCGCAAUUGACGAGAUACGCGCGGGAUCCGGCCUGGCUCUGCAACGCGCGGUUCCUAUCACGCGAAAGUUCAAGCACUCGGACAGAGUGGUGCGGCAUCUUCGGACCACUGCCAUCGUUGCUUCUUUCAGGAGGAGAGGGUCGUCUGAAGGGCACCGGACGCUGAAGCUGACAACCAGUCAAAGGGCGAGGAGUUCGUCGUGAAGUACCUAGAGUAGCCUGCUCUCGCGUAAACUCGUGUAGAUCCACGC